CGAAGAAUUGUUGUGCCAGAAAACUUGAAACAGAAGCAUUUUCCAUCUAAAAAAUAAUCAUACCGUACCAUCGAAGUGAAAUCAACCAGUUGAAAGUGAAAAGUAGUGGAAUUUCCCCGGAAAUAGUGGAAUUCGAGCGAAUUUUAUUCCCGUGGAAAAUUUCCAUUCUAGGCAUUUACUGAAGUGUGAGUGGUGGGUCUUUGAUUGGUGUGUAGUGUGAGUGCGUGACAAAACAGUGAGUGCUUGCUUACGCGACAGGAAACGAAACAACGAAGAUUAGUGGCGGAUCGGUGAAGUUUGUUAAUAUUUUCCUCGCGUGAAAACAAUAUAAUUAGGGAAUAUUUUGCAAAGAAAAGGUGAACAUUGUUGUGGAAAUUAAAUUAUUAUCACUAUUGUUGUUGAUUGCUACGAAAUGAGUUACUCCAGAGGCCAAUAUUACGAGCAAAGCUCCCGUUCCCGCAGCCGUGAUCGAAAAUAUCGCCGCGAGUACCGUGACGAUGGAUAUCGAUACAGCGCCUCCUACGGUGGUGGGUCGGAGUACGGAGGAAGCAGUGCCGGCGGAAGUUACGGCCGUCGAACGUCCCGGCAACCGCAUGCCCACGAAGUUCAGCAAAGUGUGGAAUACGACGAAAGCAAGGCCGUCCUUGCCGUAUUCAAUUUGAGCAUUUAUACCACCGAAGCCGAGCUGUACGAUAUAUUUACCAAGUUUGGUCCUCUGAAGAAGGCAACCGUAGUGAUCGAUGCGAAGACUGGUCGUUCCCGUGGAUUUGGCUUCGUUUACUUCGAAAGCACCGAGGACGCCAAGGUGGCUCACGUUCAGGCCAACGGAAUCGAAAUCGGUGAUCGGCGGAUACGGGUCGACUAUUCGGCAACGGAAAAACCACACGAUCCGACACCGGGUGUGUACUACGGUAAGGUGAGCUACCCGAAAGGUGCUGGUACUGGCGGCGGAGGCUACACUGGUCAUGGUGGUGCACCUCCGUUGGGACCCCCGGCUCCGGUCGCAGGGAAUAUGGCAGCACCCGGCGGCUACUAUCAUUGUCGGGCAUGUGAAAUCGAAGCUCGCGAACGUGAGCGAUGGGAACGCGAAGCUCGGCGCUACGGAAAUGGCAGUGACUACUACUACCAGGACAAGUAUGCCGCUCCGGAACCGCCACGUACCCGAGACCGCUCGGCCAUGUCCCGAUCACGAAGCGACUACUAUCGGGGAGGUGCUGGUGUUCGCUGACAGUGGGCACCGGUUGCAGCGGUUACUGCUGCGCCCCUACCCGGUGGUUAUCCUGCGAUGAUGAUGUAAAAUCGUAAAUAAUUUCACAUAAAUAUAUCCCAUCCUCUAUCCCCCUCUACCUACAACAAUGAAGCCAAUCAAAUCCUUAAGAUUUAGUGCUGUAAUGUCUAAUUCCUACUGGUGAAAUAUGUUGAUUCGCUCAACUUAAAACGAUAUUUAUUGUAGGUGUGUGUAUGCAAUGCACAACUCUAUAUGGAUUAGACCACACGUACGUUAUGGAACACACUUAUAUACUGACACAUGAAAUAUAUUAAAUGGAAAUGCAUUCAAUGAUUAACGUAGCGAGUAAGAAUAAAUAAAACAUAAUUAUGAUUGAGAGCAUUAGAAAGAGACUCGCAUAUGAAAU
This is a messenger RNA of Ochlerotatus camptorhynchus, 1634 nucleotides long. Its product is annotated as transformer-2 protein homolog alpha-like. Gene Ontology annotation, molecular function: RNA binding. NCBI's taxonomy places the organism in Eukaryota, Metazoa, Arthropoda, Insecta, Diptera, Culicidae. Gene Ontology annotation, biological process: positive regulation of mRNA splicing, via spliceosome. Gene Ontology annotation, cellular component: spliceosomal complex. The record is from RefSeq and is a predicted model, not a curated record. Bases 413 to 1228 code for a protein of 271 amino acids. The transcript has 5 exons.